Molecule: messenger RNA, 516 nt
Organism: Ceutorhynchus assimilis (cabbage seed weevil)
Lineage: Eukaryota; Metazoa; Arthropoda; Insecta; Coleoptera; Curculionidae
Source: the annotation of a GenBank genome assembly
AUGCCAUCUUUGGCAAUAGGUCUACGAAACGAUCCUACACCGUCAACAAGUACCGCAGCACCACCUCCAGAAAGACGUAACCCAACAACUCCCAAACCAACCACUACACAAAGUCCAGCAACCAAAGAUCCAAAUGCACCACCAUGUCCAGCGGAUUGUCCACACCCCCUGUUUGUCCCUGACAGGGAUUGCUGCAAAUAUUGGCAAUGCAACUGCGGAUCAGGUACCCUAUUGAGUUGUCCACCCGGUCUGAACUGGAACCCAGUUUUGGAUACUUGUGAUUGGCCAGCAUCGGCCGGUUGUACUGCUCAAGGCUGGUGCGAGGAAGAUUUGAAAUGCCCGGAAGAUUCUUCUUCUUCAUCAGAUGAAGAUAAUUCAUCAGGUAAUGAUGAUUCAUCUGGAGAGAAUUCAUCAGAUGGGGAUAAAUCAUCACAAGAGAAUUCAUCAGACGGGGAUAAAUCAUCACAAGAGGGAGAUUCAUCAGAUGGGCAUGAUUCAUCAGCUGAAGAUAAUUGA